AUCUAAUGUUCAAGAAGGCAUUACUGAAGGUGGUGGUGCAAAUGACGUGACACACAUGGAAGGCAUCUGCUGCUGUGAAAACUGUGGAAGGUAUCGGAUAAUGGAGGAGUUCAAUCAACAAGAUUGUUUUUGCGGCACAAACUGUCAGCAACAAUACACAGAUCAACAGCCCAUUGUGGAUCUUGUACCCAUCAAGCAAAAUGCUGGAACAUUAUUGAAAUGCAUCAAAAAGCGAAACAGGAAAGUGAGUGUGAAUGUAAAGGAAGAUUCUGAUGAAGAUUUUGAAGAUGGCCACAUGGAGGAAGUGCAAGAUGAUGGAAAAAUGAAGAUAAAAAUGUCUGCAGUGCUGACUAACCACAGUAACUUCAAAAACAGUCGACUUUUUGACCCAGAUUCCAAGUUCACAAAACAGGCUGUGCCACUUCCUGGAAAGAAAAAGGCUUGGUCCUGGGUACAAUAUCUUGAAGAAGAAAAGGCAUUAGCAGCACUUCCUAAACUGUUUAAAGAGUUUCAGUUAGUUCCUCAGAUUAAAAAUGGAUUUAAAGUAGGCAUGAGGUUGGAAGGGAUUGACCCACGGCACCCCUCCAUGUUCUGUGUGUUGUCAGUGGCAGAGGUAUGUGGUGUCCGGCUGAGGCUCCAUUUUGAUGGAUAUUCGGAGUGUUUUGAUUUCUGGACGAACAUUGAUUCACCUGAUAUCCAUCCUGUAGGAUGGUGUGAGAAGACCAAUCGCAAAUUGCAUCUUCCUAAAGGCUAUAAGGAAGAGGAGUUUAACUGGUCAAGCUACCUGAAGGCAUGUAAGGGCCAACCAGCCCCAAGGAAUCUCUUCAAAGUUCAGAAUACAGCUGUUACUCCUUCAGGAUUUCGAGUAGGUAUGAAGCUGGAAGCAGUGGACAGAAAGAAUCCCUCCCUGAUCUGUGUUGCAUCAGUCACAGAUAUUGUAGACAAUCGCUUUUUGGUUCAUUUUGAUAACUGGGAUGAUACGUAUGAUUACUGGUGUGAUGCGAGUAGCCCAUACAUCCAUCCAGUGGGCUGGUGUCAGGAACAAGGCAAGACCCUCACACCUCCCCAAGGAUAUUCUGAUGCAGAAAAUUUUUCCUGGAAGAAAUAUUUGGAGGAGAUGGGUGCUACCUCUGCUCCAGCUCGUGCUUUCAAAGUGAGGCCCCCGCAUGGUUUCCAGUUAAAUAUGAAGCUUGAAGCUGUUGACAGACGAAACCCAAUGUUGAUUCGAGUUGCCACAGUUGUAGAUGUCGAUGAUCAAAGGAUAAAGGUCCAUUUUGAUGGGUGGAGCCAUAAUUAUGAUCUUUGGUUUGAUGCAGAUCACCAUGAUAUUCACCCUGCUGGGUGGUGUGCCAAGACAGGUCACCCAUUGCAACCACCACUUUCUUCACAAGACCUUGUCGCAGUUCCAACUCCUGGAGGAUGUCCAACACCUGGAUGCAAAGGUGUUGGGCACAUCAAAGGUGCCCGGUAUACAGGUCAUCAUAGUGCUUUUGGCUGCCCCUAUUCAGAACUCAACCUGAAGAAAGAGUCGAUUCAAGACAGACUUGGAGGAGAGAAACAGAUGACCCUGGUGCCAAUACCUCUUGUUUCAAGAACUAAACGUAUGGAUAGUAAUCAUUCAAGUGGCAAGCCAGAGGAGUGUGUAAAUGAAGCAAGAAAAUGUCCCACUCCUGGUUGUGAUGGAUCAGGUCACAUAACUGGCAAGUACACAGCACACCAUCGAGUCUCAGGGUGCCCGCUUGCUGAUCAAAAACAGAUCAAGAUCAAAAUUGAACCACAGGAUGAAGAAGGGCCAUCCGAAAAUAAGCCAGUAUUUUCAUUUGUUCAGCGGAAAAGGACAAAACAUCAAGGCCGACUCACUCGACCGGCAAAAUACAUGAAAAUGAAAGAGGAAACAGAUGAUGUUGACCUGCAUAGUCUCCUCAAAGAUCUUUCAGUUGACAGCAUGCAACAAGCUCUCCACCAGUCUGUCUUCAUGUCAGCCAUGUCUGCUCACCCAGUUCGUGACCUCCCACUUUGCUGGGAGCAGCAUUGCAAACUACUGCCUGGAGUGGUGAAUUUCCAAGCCAGCAAGGUGUCCAAAUGGAGCAUUGAUGAGGUCGCAAACUUUGUUCAGACACUCCCUGGUUGUGAGGAACAGGCAAAAAUCUUUAAGGAAGAGCAGAUUGAUGGAGAAGCAUUUCUUUUGCUGACACAGGUGGACAUAGUUAAGAUCAUGAGCAUCAAGUUGGGUCCAGCCCUGAAGAUUUACAAUUCCAUUCUGAUGUUUAAAAAUUCUGAAGAUAAUUUGGAAUAA
Molecule: messenger RNA, 2296 nt
Organism: Hemiscyllium ocellatum (epaulette shark)
Lineage: Eukaryota; Metazoa; Chordata; Chondrichthyes; Orectolobiformes; Hemiscylliidae
Product: lethal(3)malignant brain tumor-like protein 4
Exons: 20
Coding region: 56-2296 (746 amino acids)
Biological process (GO): regulation of DNA-templated transcription
Cellular component (GO): nucleus
Molecular function (GO): protein binding; zinc ion binding
Source: RefSeq, a predicted model, not a curated record